Molecule: messenger RNA, 3307 nt
Organism: Trichomycterus rosablanca
Lineage: Eukaryota; Metazoa; Chordata; Actinopteri; Siluriformes; Trichomycteridae
Gene: xpnpep2
Product: X-prolyl aminopeptidase (aminopeptidase P) 2, membrane-bound
Exons: 21
Coding region: 412-2418 (668 amino acids)
Molecular function (GO): metalloaminopeptidase activity
Source: RefSeq, a predicted model, not a curated record
CAGAAGGCUGAUCAAGUGUAUUAAAUACACGCCACCGGCAUGCAAAUCCGGGACGGAGGGGACAAAGUCUGGCUGUUAACAAGUAGCGCAGGGAAGACAUCAAAACUGUGUACUCCGGACCAAGCAGAAAGGAUGAGUAACAAAAGCCUGACUGGAAUUCUUUAUUUAUGUGGCUUGUGGAUUUUAUGCCACACCAUAAAGACGGAGGCAAGAGAGUGAGAGAAAGUGCAUGUUUUAUUGCAAGAGUGAAGAGUGAAGUUCCGCCCCCUCAUCCAUUACACAUUAUUCAUAAAGGAAGACUCCUCCAAGCGCAGAUAAUGCACGUGGUGUCAAAUAUAGUGUAUAUAUACGCUGGCACCCGUGCCCCGCUGUCAAUCUGUGUGUGGAUUUGCCUGAAGCAGAUGGUCUAAAAUGACGUUCUCAGGAUGGAUUCUGGCUUUGUGUCUAGUGGCUCUUGAAGGACAAAGGUAUGCAGCAGAAGCUGAAGGCACGGAGAGAAACUGCACCCUAGUACCACCGUAUUUGCCCCCAACAGCAGUUAACACGACUCAGAGGCUUCAUGACCUAAGAGCAGUCAUGAAACCAUACAACAUCUCUGCCUACAUCAUACCCGGGACAGACGCCCACCUGAGUGAGUACAUUGCUCCACGAGAUGCCAGGUUGAACUGGAUGUCCGGGUUCAGUGGUUCCGCAGGCACAGCUGUCAUUACCCAAGAUAAAGCAGUCUUAUUUACUGAUAGUCGCUACUGGGUUCAAGCGGAGCGCCAGAUGGACUGCAACUGGGAACUGGAAAAAGAAGUUUAUGUCCCCAGCAUCACCAAGUGGCUCAUAAAGGAGGUCAAGGAGGGCGAUCACGUUGGCUUGGAUCCAUUUCUCUUUUCUGUAGACACAUUUGCUAGCUACAACAAUUACCUGGCUCCAGCGAAACGGAUCCUAGAAUCUAUACCUGAUAACCUGGUGGAUAAAACGUGGACAGAGCGUCCGUCUCUUCAUCCUGAUAACCUCACACGAUUGCCAGAUGACUUCAUCGAAAGAACCUGGCAAAUGAAGGUGGACCAGAUACGUGAUCAGAUGAUGGACAAUCCGUACAAACCUUCUGCUGUCCUGCUCUCAGCUCUGGAUGAAACAGCAUGGCUUUUUAACAUGCGUGGUAAUGAUAUUCCCUUCAACCCCUUCUUCUACUCCUACACGCUGCUGACAUUAGAUAAGAUAUGGCUUUUUGUUCACACUGAGAGAGUAACUGAGGAGCUGAAGGUGUACCUCAGCUCAUCUUGUGAAGCAUCUCACUGCAUGCAGCUCUUUGAGUAUGACUUAGUCCAGGAGCAGCUAAAAAACUACUUGAAGGAGUCUAAUGUGAAAGUGUGGGUGGGCACGGAGUACACUAAUCAGGCCCUGUAUGAGCUCAUCACUCCAGAGGAUAAACUGCUGCAAAGCACCUACUCUCCAGUGCUGACCACUAAAGCAGUGAAGGACACAACCGAGCAGACAAUCCUUCGAGCGGCUCAUAUAAGAGACGCAGUGGCAGUGAUGCAGCUUCUUUAUCAGCUUGAAAAAACUGUUCAUGAGGGCAAGCAGACGGAGAUUACUGCAGCCGAAUUUGUCGACGAGUGUCGAAGCAAGCAACAAUACAGCAGGGGACCAAGCUUUGAGACCAUCUCUGCAAGUGGGCCCAAUGCUGCCCUUGCCCAUUACAGUCCGUCUAAUGAAACUGCAAGAAAGCUGACUGUGAAUGAGAUGUAUCUCGUCGACUCAGGAGGACAGUACCUGGAUGGUACGACUGAUAUCACUCGGACCGUGCACUGGGGGACACCUACUGAUUUUCAGAAGGAGGCAUACACAAGAGUGCUCAUGGGAAACAUUGAGAUUUCAAGAACCAUCUUUCCAUCAGGGACAAGAGGCGUCAACAUUGAGAUGCUUGGACGCAGAGCCUUGUGGGAAGUUGGUCUUAAUUAUGGACAUGGCACCGGUCAUGGUGUGGGGAACUAUUUUGGAGUUCAUGAAUGGCCUGUUGGUUUCCAGACCAACAAUGUUCCAUUUCUGCAAGGCAUGUUCACAUCCAUCGAACCUGGUUAUUACAAAGAGAAUGAAUUUGGCAUAAGGAUUGAGGAUGUUGCUGUUAUUGUGCCAGCUAACACAGGGUAUGGCAAUAAUUAUCUAACAUUCGACACUGUGUCACUGGUUCCAUAUGACAGGAAGCUAAUUGACACCUCUAUUAUGAGCCCUGAACAGCUUCAGUGGCUGGACACUUAUUACCAGACUAUUCGGAAGACGAUGGGGCCGGAACUGAAGAAUCAAGACCUGGUUCAGGAGUAUGAUUGGAUGAUGAAGAACACAGAGCCGUUCCAGAGGGCUGGGGCUUCCGCUACUGUUCCAUCCGUCUCCAUGCUGCUGCUGCUCCUACCCAUAGCAUUACUGUAGAACUACUGGGACCAAAUCACACACAGUAACCAAAUCACUACAGCUAUCUAUCUGCAUUAAAGUGAUGAAGCUGAAGCAGUUUCCAGGGCUCUAUUGCUUGCUUGCUUAAUAUAUACAUACACUAUAUGGCCAGAAGUAUUUGGACAUGACCAUAAACUUGUUGGACAUCCCAAAAUAGACUGACCGUUAUCUAAUUGUUUCAGCUAUAACAACAGCCACUCUUUUGAGAAUUCUUCUAACAAGACAUGUGUCUGUGGGAAUUUGUGCCCAUUCAGUCAAAAGAGCAUUUGUAUGACUGUGCACUAAUGCAGGUCAAGGAAGCCUCAAUUGAUGCUCCAGUUCAUUCCAAACCUGUUCAGUGGGGCUGAUGCCAAAGUUCUGUAAAGAUGGUGUUUCUUUAAACCAAGUUUUCUUCAUGUAUUUAAAGAUCUUGCUUUGUACACAGGGGCACAAUCAUUCUGCAACAGGAAAGCUAUUUCCCUAAACUGCUGUAGCAAAGUUGGAAGCAUGUAGUUUCCUUUGUAUAAUUGAUUUAUCGUACCAUUUAGCAAUUGUUUGGCUGAAACACAUAAAUUCAGUUAAAAGGAGUGUCCCAAUACUUUUGUCUAUCUAGUGUACUUGAGCUCCUUCAAGUUAAUUGUCAAAGAAAUUCUGCACUGUCAUACUGAAUAAAAUAAUUUACUACUGAUUAUUUUUAAUCAUUUUAAUCCUUUAUAAAUCCAAAAAAUAUUUACAGUGCCUUUAUUUUGGUUGUUAUUAACAUGUUUGCUGUUUAUAUGAAACUGUUUAAUUUUAGUUUACCAUGUUUGUUAUUUGUGGACAGAGCGGUGAAUGUACAAACCGUCACUACCUUAAUUUAUUAAACUAUAUAAAGAAUAUCUAAAAGCUA